AUGUGUAAGAGGUUUCAGCAUUCGGGGUCAGUCAGAUUCGUAGCAGCUAAUCCCUUCGCGAAGUCACAAGAGCAUUCUAACUUAGCUGUUAAAAGAAAAAGCUUCGAAGCCACAAGUGAAGGGAUGCCUGACAUAGGUAUCCCGAACGAUAAGCUUACGGACUUUUCGAGCCGUAAGCAGGACUGGUACACCGCUUUUCGUUAUCGUCUAUCCUGUCUCGGGCUAGCUGGCUCGUACUGGUCUUCCUACUACUGGUCUACUGGUAUUCCUUUAGACAGAAGGUCAGGGGAACAACCUGCAGGCUCGUAUGCUUCCCUUGCUGCUCUUACAAUGGCGAAUAGACCUGCUGCCCCGUUCUUUCGUAUUCCUUCUACCAGAAUAGGACCCGGACAAAGCCCCAGAGGGUACACCUACUUUACUUACUGGAAAUCCUGCCUUGGACAAGACCUGUGUGCUUACCUGUUCACUCCUACUUCUCCGGCCUGCUAUGCUAACGGUCUUCCUGCUUACGUGCCCAUACCCGCGAAGCUUUCGGAAAGAGGAGAGUUAGAGGUUGAACUUCCCAUUGGUGGUACUUUCCUUAACUAUCUCGUGGAUACCAAAUCCACUUUACUUGAUAGGGCUAUCGGGAAUAGACCGGAGCUUAGGAAGUACCAAAGGGAUAUCUCUCAUGGAACCCCUGAAAAAGAUGCGUUCUGUAGACCAGUAGGACGCUUAUAUGACUACAAGGCGAACCAGCCAGGCAACCGGAUGUUUGUAAGUCUUACUCUUCUCCCCCCCUACACGAAAGACCUGGUUUCGCUCGACUCUAGUGGAAGAUCGAACCUAAUAUCGAAAUUGAAUGAAAGAAGCUCUCUGCUUGCUUACUCACAGGCAGACCAAAGAAGUGACCUGCUUGUAUGCCUGUUUCCGGUUGCUGUUCAAAGGGUAAAAGGACAGAGGAAAGGGAAUAGGUUAUCGACUUUUUAUAAGUACGAUUACGAGUGCCAGCUCUGUUCACGGCUUGCCGGAAUGCUUGCUAAGUGCUUCCCUGUGCUCUAA
Striga asiatica is the source of this 1041-nucleotide messenger RNA. The record is from the annotation of a GenBank genome assembly. Lineage: Eukaryota; Viridiplantae; Streptophyta; Magnoliopsida; Lamiales; Orobanchaceae.